Messenger RNA from Kazachstania africana CBS 2517, 1416 nucleotides. RefSeq names its product Sps100p (gene SPS100). The record is from RefSeq and is a predicted model, not a curated record. The transcript has a single exon. Bases 1 to 1416 code for a protein of 471 amino acids. Lineage: Eukaryota; Fungi; Ascomycota; Saccharomycetes; Saccharomycetales; Saccharomycetaceae.
AUGAAAGUCGUUAACUUUCUUUCGGUGCUUCUAUUGACUAUUACUUCCUUCGCGACCGCGACACCAUUCAAAUAUCAUCAUGCCAAGAGACAACAAUUCUUGCCAAAUGGUACUUUUGGUGGAGGCGGAGGUAUGAACGGUACAGGUGGUGCCAAUGGUACUACUGGCGCUAAUGGAACCAACGCCACCAAUGCUACAAAUGGUACUGUUGGUGCAGGUGCAGGUGGACUAAGUAACAUAACUCAGCCAGGCUUCCAACCAAAUGGUACCAUAACUAACAAUCCACAAGGUGUACAAAUCUUUAUUACAGGUGGUGACACCGACAUUCAUACGAAUGACUCGGUCACCGUGGUUUCUAACUCGACUAAUUUGAAUAUAACUCAAAUGUACGACUUGGCAGCUAAUGUGAAUCAAUCGUUAACUCAGAAUACAUCGAAGGCCAUUAUUAUCAUUGCUGCAGAUGAAUCCAUAAAUGAGGUGGCAUUCUUCAGCUCCGUGGUAUUCGCAACAAAUAAAACAAUUGUAAUCACUAAUACGGACUUCGUUUUGGCUAAGAUCGUAGCUGAGGAUCCAAAUUCACAAAAGCGUGGUCCUUUGAUUGUCAUAAAUGGUCUGAUCUUUUCAGCUUCGUUACCAUUAUGGGCUGGUCCUGUUGGUGUCUUUGGUAGUAACUUACAUCCAAUUUUCUUCUUCGACGCAUGUCAGCCAAUGCUCACUGGUACUAACUCAACUAUUAGGACUAAUUUCAGUAAUUUCACCUCGGUACACACAAACUUCAGUGCUUCUGUUCCAAUUAUCUUCCAGGAGAGCUUACAAGUCACUUUGAAUUCGACAUUGAGUUCGAGCAUUGACGGGUUAAUUAUUGUUAGAUCAUCUAGUGUGAAUCAAACAGGUCUCAUCAUAUCUAAUGCUUCGAGCUCUUCAACUUCCUCCUCCGGAGGUGCUUCUAGUAACACUACUGGCGGUACCAGUAUCAACAACACUGUUACAGUGCCAGCUUCCCUCAACUUCACAUGGCCUCUACCGGCAAAUCUCACAGGUAACAGUUCUAGCCUUUCUAACGCUACCAUUACAGCAUCUAACUCAUCCACUAUUAAUGUUCCUAUCGUUUAUGUUCAACAGAAGUUGUUCUCCGGCAGUAGCUCAUCAAGUGGCGGUUCUUCAUCUGGAGGCAGUUCUUCAAGCAGUAGCGGUUCGUCUAGUGAAAUCGCCAACAAUACAGGCGUUCAAUAUGGUACGAAUACAAUUACAAUUCCUUCUAACUUUACUGUCCCAGUAAACACCACUUUACCAAGCAACGUUAUUCCAGGAGGCUACUUGACACCAGAACAAGCACAGGUCUUAUUGAGCAUUGCUCUAGCUAAUGGUGUUAAUGACACGACUUCAUUAAAGUCCAUUUUCCCAACUUCUGACUAG